UCCAGCCCUGCCUCAGCAUACAUAGGAAGCUAAGUACGCACACUAACAUUUUCAAACCUGUUAAAAAGACACAAUGAGCGAAAUAAAACCAAAAGAAGCGGCUGCAGCUGACAAAAAGGAAGCUGCGACUGAGGAAAAGGAUUGGGCUGCUGCUAAAGCGCACUUUGAAAACUUAAAAUCAACGAAACCGAGACCUCCCAAGCCAAUACAUGCAGUUACUAUCGCCGUUUCCUCCCGGACCUUGUUUGAUAUGGUGGCGGAAAGGAAGAUAUUUGUGGAAGAAGGACUGGAGAAAUAUGUUCAGUAUCAGCAGGACCACGAGAGUGAGCCGCUAAAACCAGGACCUGCUUUCCCUUUCGUUAAAGCACUGAUGACUGUAAAUGAACGGCUGAGGAAGCUCUAUCCAGACAGUGAAGAGCUGUUUGACAUUGUUCUCAUGACCAAUAAUCACGCCCAGGUUGGGGUGCGACUCAUGAACAGCAUUAACCACUAUGAUAUGACAAUUGAGCGAUUCUGCAUGACUGGAGGUCAGAGCCCAAUUGGAUAUCUCAAGGCCUACAUGACUAAUCUGUAUCUCUCCAAAGACUCCAAGAAAGUCAAGGAGGCCAUUGAGGAGGGUAUAGCAGCAGCCAUCAUGUUUAAGCCUGAUGUGGAGACUCAGCUGUCUGAGACUCAGCUGCGCGUGGCCUUCGAUGGGGAUGCUGUGCUCUUCUCUGAUGAGUCGGAGAUCAUAGUGAAACAGCAUGGCCUAGACACAUUCUUUGAGCAUGAAAAACAGCAUGAGAACAAACCACUCGCACAGGGUCCUCUUAAGUGCUUUCUGGAGGCUCUUGGGAAGCUCCAGAAGAAAUUCUACGCCAAAAAUGAGCGACUGAACUGCCCUAUCCGCACCUUCUUGGUGACGGCUAGAAGCGCGGCCAGCUCUGGGGCCCGCGUGCUCAAGACACUCAGAAGCUGGGGCCUGGAGAUUGAUGAGGCUUUGUUCCUUGCCGGGGCCCCUAAAGGGCCCCUGCUGCUGAAGAUUCGCCCCCACAUAUUCUUUGAUGACCAGAUGUUCCACAUUGAGGGAGCCAUGGAGAUGGGCACUAUUGCUGCCCAUGUACCAUAUGGGAUAGGACAGAAAUAUAACAAAGGGAAGCUGAUUGAACCAGAAAAGCAGCAGAAAUAAGAGAUCAGAAUGAUGUUACAGGUCAGCCACUAUAGGAGUUCAUUAUAUAGCUUACACUGUUUAGAUGAAGAUAUCUUCCUUUUACUUGCAACACAUAGGAGCUGCUGUGUAGAAGUAUGUUUUCUAAACUUCUAAAAUAUAUUUUUUUCUUGCACAAAAACGGCUAAUGAAAUUGUUUUCAUUACCAAUAAAGCUGGAAAUUAUUUUUUUGUUUAUUAGACAUGUCAAAGGCUUACAGUUUGAUGUUUUGAUACUUUCUGAACUUGUAUAAUUAUUUAUAUAGAUCUAUCUAUCUAUCUAUCUAUCUAUCUAUCUAUCUACUUCAUGUUUAAUAAUUAUUUAUAUAGAUAUAUAGAUGCUAUAUAUUUCUAAGGAAUAUUUGGAAUAUCAGUUUAUGGAUUUGUUUUUAAGGGGUUCAUAUAACGAUGAUUUGACCUAUAUAUUAAUAAAGGUCUACUUUAAACUCGCAAAUUAAACAAACACUUUGAAAUCUUUUUGGACAGUAGAUUUUCAUAAUAGAUAUUAUGACUGUUCUGUAUGCACUGUUCUUAUUUUUGAGGAGGAAGGUACGUCACUUCAGAAGUCAUUAAAGUGGGGAUUUUACUGUGCAAUUCAGGCCGAUCAUCUGGCCAUUAUGGUGCUUUCAGUUGCAAAUAUUUACUGUGGGGAUAUGUUCUUAUCAGUAAUCUCUGGGGUUCAUUUGCUUUCCACACUUUGCUUGUUUUGCAAAUGACAGUUACAUAAUAUGUUGAUGUCUCUGCUUGUAUUCAAAUGAUCAAAAACACUAUUAAUUGGUGUUAAGGUUAUGUUGCAUGUCACUGAAUGAUAAUAUAUUUUUUAACACUGUUAU
This is a messenger RNA of Carassius carassius (crucian carp), 2018 nucleotides long. Its product is annotated as cytosolic 5'-nucleotidase 1A-like. Gene Ontology annotation, biological process: nucleotide metabolic process; adenosine metabolic process. The transcript is spliced from 6 exons. Gene Ontology annotation, molecular function: nucleotide binding; magnesium ion binding; 5'-nucleotidase activity. Gene Ontology annotation, cellular component: cytoplasm; cytosol. The record is from RefSeq and is a predicted model, not a curated record. NCBI's taxonomy places the organism in Eukaryota, Metazoa, Chordata, Actinopteri, Cypriniformes, Cyprinidae. The coding region runs from base 74 to 1168 and encodes 364 amino acids.